AUGCCGAGAAGGAGCGACCACGUGGGUCGAGGCGCCACAUUGUCAGCUGUGACUUCCCAACCUACAAGAUUCCGCCUCGUCCGCGACAACACGUUCGUGAUCAUGUGGUGGUCAGCUGACCCGUCCAUCUGGUCAUCGAACAAUCUCGUCGCCAGCUCGAUGCCGCCAUGGCUAGGCCUCGAACUCGGUGACUUUUCUUCGCAAGCCAACGUCAACAUUCCACCGCCUGCAAGCUCUGACCCCGGAAGGCUCGCUCGCUUUUCGGCACAUACUCCGUGUGCACCUCUCGUCUCGGCCAAGAUGCAGUCGGCCAUCCAGUCAGUCACGCACAACCUGCCGGUCUUCAUCCAGAAGCCUGCCAUCGCACUCAUCGGCCAAGAGUGCUACACGACGCUCGUCUACAAUGUCGACCUGAGCUCGAGCCACUGCGUCAAGUAUGCCAUCUCCAAGGCGCUCGGCCUGGGCAUCGUGGUGUUUGGUAGCAUCAUGAAGGUGCCGCAGAUCCUCAACAUUGUCAACGGACGCAGCGCACGCGGCAUCUCGCUGUCCAUGUAUACGCUCGAGGUGAUGGCCUAUACGAUCUCGCUCGCCUAUGCGGUGCGCUCGCGUCUGCCCUUCUCGACGUACGGCGAAAAUCUGAGCCUGACGCUGCAGAACAUGGUGAUCACGCUGCUCGUCAUCGCCUACACUGCCGACGCACGCACCGGUCGGGUCGACCCGUCUGCACACUCGACCAAGAUCACCGUGGCUGCAGUACUGAUGGCGAUUGGCUCUCUGGCCCUCGCCACGCCCAGCGUCAUCUCGUCGUCGACGCUGACGUUCCUGCAGGCGUGCACGAUCCCGAUCUCGCUCGCAUCCAAGGUGCCCCAGAUGGCGGAGCUGUACAAGGAUAAGAGCCGCGGCCAGCUCAGCAGCAUCGUCGUGUUUGCUCAACUGCUCGGCACCAUCGCGCGCGUAUUCACGACCAUGACCGAGACCGACGACAAGCUGCUGCUGUACGGAUUUGGACUGGCCACGCUGUUCAAUGCGGUGAUCGCGGCGCAGGUGGUCUACUAUUGGAAUGGAGACAAGGCCUUGGCCGAGCAGAAGAAACGCGAUGGAGAGAAGCUCGGCCUGCAUCCCGCUUCGUCCAGCGUCGCACCUUCAUACGAGCCCUUCACCGUCAGCACUCACGGGCCGGCGAAGAACCGCGGCCGCAAGCUGGACUAG
Molecule: messenger RNA, 1209 nt
Organism: Moesziomyces antarcticus
Lineage: Eukaryota; Fungi; Basidiomycota; Ustilaginomycetes; Ustilaginales; Ustilaginaceae
Exons: 4
Coding region: 1-1209 (402 amino acids)
Source: RefSeq, a predicted model, not a curated record